Penicillium manginii is the source of this 864-nucleotide messenger RNA. Its product is annotated as fumarylacetoacetate hydrolase family protein. The record is from RefSeq and is a predicted model, not a curated record. The transcript has 4 exons. The coding region runs from base 1 to 864 and encodes 287 amino acids. NCBI's taxonomy places the organism in Eukaryota, Fungi, Ascomycota, Eurotiomycetes, Eurotiales, Aspergillaceae. Gene Ontology annotation, molecular function: catalytic activity.
AUGCCUUCCUGGACACAUCUCAUUCGGUUCAUUGCUGUGGAGGACAGUCAGGUCCACCUCGGGCAGUUGGUCGAUACUUCUCGCGAUAUCGGUAAGGAUAGUACAAAUGGAGUCCAGAUUGCAGCAUAUUUGAUCCAGGGAACUAUUUAUGAUGGUCGUGUUACUGGAGAAAUCAUGCACGUUCAGCAGUUGCUUUCGCCAAUUACUCGAGAAGAAUGCAAUUACAUUCGCUGUCUUGGACUGAACUAUCUGGAUCAUGCAAAUGAAGCCAAGAUGGCACUUCCUAAAGCACCCAUCCUUUUCACCAAACCUCGAAGUGCACUGAUAGGGCCAUACCCCGCGACGAUCAACAUUCCCAAAUGUGCGCAAGAUGAGACAAGUGAUUAUGAAGCGGAGCUCUGCCUGGUGAUUGGAAAAACAGGACGCGAUAUCCCAGAGGAGGAAGCACUUGAUUAUGUUUUGGGAUACACUGCAUCCAACGACGUCUCUGCUCGUGCCAUGCAGAUGAUUACCGCUCAGUGGUCAUUUUCUAAGGGACUUGAUGGAAGCUGCCCCAUUGGACCUGUCCUUGUUGCUCCCUCUGUGAUUCAAGAUCCACAGAUUCUAUCUAUUAAGGCCAUUCACAACGGAAAUACUGUUCAAGAUGGACACACCAAGGAUAUGAUCUUCUCCAUCAAGAAGCAGAUAUCUUAUCUGUCUCAAGGCACUACCUUGGAGGCAGGCACAAUCUUUCUGACUGGUACACCAGCUGGUAUUGGCUAUUUCCGUGAUCCCCGGGUCGUUCUCAGAGAUGGCGAUGAGAUUUCGGUCCAGAUAGAGCAGAUCGGAACAUUGGUCAACCGAGUGCGCUAUGAGAGCCACUGA